AUGGCCACAGAUCUUGCACCGCCAGAUAGCAACGAAGGGGCCCGAGUUGCAGUCGGAGCAGCGCCAGGUCAAGAUGUUGCCAUUGGUGGCUUGCACAAUGGCGAAGACAUGGCCGGAGCACUGCCCGGCUCGCUGGUUCGAAAGUCCCGAGAGGCUGUCACCUACCGAACUAGGAGAACGAUCACGGCCCGAGGAGUGGACGGCGCAGAUCCGGAGAAGAAUACCAAGAGCUGGGUUCGGAAGUGGAAGGGAUAG
Molecule: messenger RNA, 255 nt
Organism: Penicillium cosmopolitanum
Lineage: Eukaryota; Fungi; Ascomycota; Eurotiomycetes; Eurotiales; Aspergillaceae
Exons: 2
Coding region: 1-255 (84 amino acids)
Source: RefSeq, a predicted model, not a curated record